Oryza sativa Japonica Group (Japanese rice) is the source of this 1126-nucleotide messenger RNA. Its product is annotated as glycine cleavage system H protein 2, mitochondrial. Gene Ontology annotation, biological process: glycine decarboxylation via glycine cleavage system; protein lipoylation. NCBI's taxonomy places the organism in Eukaryota, Viridiplantae, Streptophyta, Magnoliopsida, Poales, Poaceae. Gene Ontology annotation, cellular component: mitochondrion; glycine cleavage complex; cytoplasm. The record is from RefSeq and is a predicted model, not a curated record.
GCCAUUUUUUUGAAUGAUACUUUUUCCUAAAUCAUAGAGAAUAUUAAGGGUAUAACUGCAAACACAAAAAAAUGUAGGAAAGUGCCCCACUAAGGCCAAGAGCCCACCAAAAAAUUUUUUUCUUCAAUUUGCAACCUGCACUACCAACCUUUUCUGCAUCUUGCUUAUAUUUUUGCCAAAAAAAAAGAAAAAAAAAAGAGAGAAAGGAGCCACCAAACCCAGAACCCGCAGAGAAAAGAAGAGAGAGAGAGAGAGAUCAGAGGAGAGAGAGAGACAGACAGAGUGCGGCGCCGAGGAGGAGAGGAGCAAUAAUCCAAUUCCAAUCCAUUCCUCCGCGACCUCGUCGUCCGAUCAUGGCCAUGGCCGCCUCCAGGUUGCUGUGGGCUUCCCGCGCCGCCUCCUACCUCAAGAUCUCCACUUUCCCCAGGGCCUUCUCCACCGUGCUGAAGGAUCUGAAGUAUGCUGACACUCAUGAAUGGGUUAAGGUUGAGGGUGAUUCGGCAACCGUUGGAAUUACAGACCAUGCCCAGCACCAUUUGGGUGAUGUUGUGUAUGUGGAGCUUCCAGAAGUUGGCAGCAGUGUAUCCCAGGGAAAGAACUUUGGUGCUGUUGAAAGUGUGAAGGCAACCAGCGAUAUCUACUCUCCAGUAUCUGGAGAGGUGGUUGCAGUGAACGAUGGACUAGGCGAUGAACCUGGAUUGGUUAAUACAAGUCCAUACGAGAGUGGGUGGAUCAUCAAGGUCAAGGUUAGUGAUUCAGGUGAGCUCAAUUCAUUGAUGGAUGACGCGAAAUACUCGAAAUUCUGCGAGGAAGAAGAUAGCAAGCAUUGAACAAAUACCAGUGACUUGUGAUCUGCAAAGAAUGCGCCUUGACCCUUUUGUCAAUGCUUGUGAUGUGCUAUCGAGCACUUAUCUUUACCACCGGCUGCUCCUGAAAUCAGCACCGAUCAACACAUGAAUAAAUUAGUGUUGGCAUUGCCUCUUCCACAAAGAGUUGCAAACUUCGAACCUGUAAAUGACAUGAGUUUCGUUAUUUCUUUGUAGUAUCGCGUGAUUUCAUCUUCAAUUGUAGCUCUGCCGCCUCUGCUCCGUUUAUUUCUGAAACGUGUGCUUCGUUUACUUCUGAA